CUGGUUGUGGCACAUCAACCAAUGAGAUAAUUUGUCUUUCUCUGCCGCCAAUAUUGAAUGUGGUGAUGUCAUCUUCGCUACAAUUUAAUACUGUUUUAAUAUAACUGCACUUCACUUUAAAGCAUAUAGGAUUGAUUUUUCAUUCAUUAUCAAAGAAGCUAGUUGUAAACCUCACUUCAAUUCUUGUAUUCUGCUUUUGUUUCCUCAUUUUCUAUCUGGGAAUUCUCUUUGAAAGGAAAAAAUAUGGCUUCUUUAGCAACUGCUGAAGUUUGUGAUUCGAAUGCAGCAAUUCUGGCAAGUGGUGACUUGCGUGUUUUGCAACCAAUCUUCCAUAUCUAUGGUCAAUGUCGAUCAUUCUCUGGUCCCAUUGUCACUGUAAAGGUAUUUGAGGACAAUGUUUUGGUUAGGGAGCUUAUUGAAAGCAGAGGUGAAGGAAAGGUUUUAGUUAUAGAUGGCGGAGGAAGCAUGAGGUGUGCUUUGGUGGGUGGGAAUUUGGCACAAUUGGCACAUAACAACGGAUGGGCUGGUAUUGUAGUGAACGGGUGCAUUAGAGAUGUGGAUGAGAUUAAUGACUGUGGUAUUGGGGUGAGGGCCUUGGGAUCGAAUCCUAUUAAAUCGAACAAAAAAGGCCAUGGUGAAAAGCACGUCCCUGUGUAUAUCACUGGAGCGUUCAUUUGUGAUGGGGAGUGGUUGUAUGCUGAUAGUGAUGGCGUUCUUGUCUCCAAAGGGGAGCUGAGCAUCUAAACAAGCAUUUGAAACAGAUUAAAAAAACUUUUUUCCCAUUUGGGCAUUGUUUGUGCUUUUGCCUAUUCAAGGGAUAUUGAUUCAUGUCUAAUAAAGUUAUUGUGCUGGUAAAGGGGAAACAGUUGACAUAAAGUUGUGAUAAAGUUACACCAUAUUCUGGUCUUGUUUUGUUCGUAA
Molecule: messenger RNA, 921 nt
Organism: Pistacia vera
Lineage: Eukaryota; Viridiplantae; Streptophyta; Magnoliopsida; Sapindales; Anacardiaceae
Product: putative 4-hydroxy-4-methyl-2-oxoglutarate aldolase 3
Exons: 2
Coding region: 244-744 (166 amino acids)
Biological process (GO): regulation of RNA metabolic process
Molecular function (GO): ribonuclease inhibitor activity
Source: RefSeq, a predicted model, not a curated record